Psilocybe cubensis is the source of this 2148-nucleotide messenger RNA. RefSeq lists its product as uncharacterized. The record is from RefSeq and is a predicted model, not a curated record. Bases 1 to 2148 code for a protein of 715 amino acids. NCBI's taxonomy places the organism in Eukaryota, Fungi, Basidiomycota, Agaricomycetes, Agaricales, Agrocybaceae. Gene Ontology annotation, molecular function: iron ion binding; heme binding; oxidoreductase activity, acting on paired donors, with incorporation or reduction of molecular oxygen. The transcript is spliced from 16 exons.
AUGACUGCUAUGAUUUUCAGUAUAUGCAUAUCCGCACUUCUCUUGUGGGUAAUCAAAAGAUUGCUAAAGUUCUUCGUCGUUGGAAAACAACGGAACUACCCUCCUGGGCCGACCCCAAAGCCGUUUAUUGGAAACUUACUCGAUUUCCCAACUACCAACGCUGCACUAGUAUACGCGGAAUGGGGAAAGAAGUACAACAGUCCAAUUGUUCAUGCCGAAGUCCUGGGUAAUCAUGUCGUCGUCAUCAACAACAUUAAUGUCGCAGAAGAACUACUCGAACACCCUGAAAGAGCGAGGAUCUACGCAGAUAGGCCAGCAAAGCCUGUCACAGACUUGAUGGGUUGGAAUAUUAACGUAGCCGUGAUGCCGUACGGAGAAGAAUGGAGGAAACGGAGGAAAGUAUGCCAAAAGCACUUUAACCUCGAUGCGUCCAAGAGCUACGAACCACUCCAAAUUGCGCAAGUCAGGAAACUCCUCCAAGGCCUCCUCGAUUCCCCGGAACAAUUCGAUGCCCAUAGCAAGAUGUUCUCUGCCGCCUUGACAAUCAAGAUGAUGUAUGGAUACGAUAUCGCAGAUCUCAACGAUCCAUGCGUGACUCUAGCUGACGAGGCGCUUUCCCUUGGAACUCGAUUGGUAGUACCAGGUGCCAAUCUCAUAGACAUAUUUCCACCCCUGCGACAUGUCCCCGCAUGGUUCCCGGGCGCAUCAUCUCAAAAAAAGGCUGCAAUAAUUCGUCGUAUGACAGAUGAGGUUGUACGAUUGCCACUGGAUUAUGUGAAAAAGAGUUUCAAAGACGGCACGGCUGUACCAUCUUUGGUUCGCGAAUUUUAUGAAAAGCAACAGACGACAGCUAGUUCUCAGGAAGAGGAAGACAUCAUAACAAGUGUUGCAUAUACCGUGUACGGAGCUGCGUCAGACACUGUAAGAUCUUUCUUUUACCUAAUGGCCGUAAAUCCAGACACUCAAAAGAAGGCUCAACUCGAGAUUGACCGAGUAAUUGGUGCCAAACGUCUUCCGGUCCUUGCGGACAGGGCGUCGCUUCCUUAUGUUGAAGCGAUUUACAGAGAAGUUCUGCGCUUGAGGCCUCCUUUUCCUCUUGGCAUACCUCACUGUCUCAUGGAAGAUGAUCACUACAGGGGUUACUUUAUGCCUAAAGGAACAAUUGUCCUCACCAAUACAUGGGCUAUGUCGUACGACGAACAAGUCUAUCCAGAACCGCAAGCUUUUUUCCCAGAAAGAUAUUUUGUAGAAGGCAAGCUCGACAAAGAAAGAAUACUUGCAUACGGAUUUGGGCGAAGGAUAUGUGCCGGCAAACAUGUGGCUAGUUUGUCUGUUUGGCUGAUGAUUGCCUCGGUUUUGGCAACCUUCACUAUCACCCCUAGAAAAGAUGAAAAUGGGAACGACAUAGAAAUCAAUGGCGAUAUCGAAGAUCACGGUCUUAUGAAUCAUAAGAAGAAAUUUGAUUGCCCAAUUCUUUACGCCGAAGCCUUGGGAAUUCGUUUCCUCGUUCUCAAUGAUGCUGCAGAUGCAGCUCAGUUGCUAGAGAGCUCGUCCCGUGCAAAAAUCUACGCCGACAGGCCUUUGAUACCUAUUGUUAAAGUUAUGGGUUGGGAGAAGAAUGUGGCGAUUAUGCCAUAUGGCGACGCCUGGAGACAACAUAGGAGGGUCAUUCAAAACAACUUCAACAACCCCAAAGCGGUACAAAAGUUUGAGCCCAUUCAAACCAAGAAGAUUCGCCAACUAUUGCAAGGACUUUUAAACACACCUGAAAAAUUUGAAGCGCAUAGCAAAAUGUUUUCUGCUUCGCUGACAAUUGCAUUGAUGUACGGAUACGAGAUCAAAUCACUCGAUGAGCCCUGUGUCACAAUGGCAGAUGAGGCACUUUCGCUGGGAGCUCGAUUACUUCUACCUGGUGCCAGCUUGAUGAACGCCUUUCCGGUCCUCCGACAUGUACCUGAAUGGUUUCCGGGUGCCUCUGCGCGGAAGAAGGCUGGUGUAAUACGUCGUAUGACUGACGAAAUUGAGACAGGUACCGUAGUGCCGUCUCUAGUUGCUGAUUUCUACGAGAAGAUGUAUACUGUUGGAGCAUCCGAGGUCGAAGAAGAAAUGAUAAAAAAUGUGGCAUAUACGGUGUACGGAGGUACGUAA